AUGAGGUCAACGCUUUCGUGGCGGCGACGGCUCAUCCUUGGCAUGAGCAUUGAAGACGCACGGAGUAAAUUCGAUAGCCCGGAGUCUCGUGUGGCGUUGCGUCUGGCGCACGAGCGGUACAAUCAGGGACUCUACCACGAGCUUACCCUCGCCCAGCGUCGCCGCAAUCAGCUGCCGUCCGAACGGCGGUGUCAUCUGGUGCGCCACACAAAACCGAGCGUGAAGGGCUUUCAGUCGUACAUUAAAUCCUGCCCGGAUGACUACGUGGUGCGGGAGAUUUGGCGCGAUGAUGACAAAGAGACGGCAGGGCCAAUGUUGGACGCCACGGCGGCGGUAGUGGCGCAGAACUCCGAGGCGGCGAUUUCAUCGGCAGAAGGAGGGUCGCUUAAAAAACGGAGCAAAGGCCACGAUGCAAAUGCGGAGCAGACACCACCGCAGGAGGAACACGUCGUGAAUUCGAGAAAAGAAGCGGCAUUGGACGUAUUAAACGUGACUCCUGGGAAGGAAGAUGUCGUUUCAGCACCCGCGGAAACACUGACGCCACCGUCGUUGCCGAGCCAUGUGGGACUUCAAGUCACUGCAGAUGUUCAGAUGUACAAGCAACACCGUGCGGUGGUACUCCAGGAGCUUGCACGGGG
Messenger RNA from Trypanosoma cruzi, 638 nucleotides. RefSeq lists its product as uncharacterized. The transcript has a single exon. NCBI's taxonomy places the organism in Eukaryota, Euglenozoa, Kinetoplastea, Trypanosomatida, Trypanosomatidae. The annotation marks the transcript as partial. The record is from RefSeq and is a predicted model, not a curated record.